This is a messenger RNA of Grammomys surdaster, 2179 nucleotides long. RefSeq names its product keratin, type II cytoskeletal 71. Gene Ontology annotation, molecular function: structural constituent of skin epidermis. Gene Ontology annotation, biological process: keratinization; intermediate filament organization. NCBI's taxonomy places the organism in Eukaryota, Metazoa, Chordata, Mammalia, Rodentia, Muridae. Gene Ontology annotation, cellular component: keratin filament. The coding region runs from base 61 to 1635 and encodes 524 amino acids. The record is from RefSeq and is a predicted model, not a curated record. The transcript has 9 exons.
AACACAACCUUCGUGGAAUCUGCCUUCCUCCUGCACCUCUACUCCAUCUCUUCCAACAUCAUGAGUCGCCAAUACAGCUGCAAGUCUGGAGCCGGCAACAGGGGCUUCAGCGGUUGCUCUGCAGUGCUGUCCGGGGGAAGCUCAUCCUCCUACCGGGCAGGAGGCAAAGGGCUCAGCGGGGGCUUUGGCAGUCGGAGCCUCUACAGCCUGGGAGGUGCCAGGAAUAUCACUUUCAACAUGGCUAGUGGCAGCGGGAAGAAUGGAGCUUUUGGAUUUGGCAGGAACCGGGCCAGUGGCUUUGCCGGAAGUAUCUUUGGCAGUGUGGCCCUGGGACCCGUGUGCCCCACUGUGUGCCCGCCCGGCGGUAUCCACCAGGUCACAGUAAAUGAGAGCCUUCUAGCCCCACUCAAUGUGGAGCUGGACCCUGAGAUCCAGAAGGUGCGCGCCCAGGAGCGGGAGCAGAUCAAGGCACUGAACAACAAGUUCGCCUCCUUCAUUGACAAGGUGCGCUUCCUGGAGCAGCAGAACCAGGUGCUGGAGACCAAGUGGGAGCUUCUGCAGCAGCUGGACCUGAACAACUGCAAGAACAACCUGGAGCCCAUCCUCGAGGGCUACAUCAGCAACAUGAGGAAGCAGCUGGAAACACUGUCUGGGGACAGAGUGAGGCUGGACUCCGAGCUGAGGAAUGUGCGUGACGUGGUGGAGGACUACAAGAAGAAGUAUGAGGAGGAGAUCAACCGGCGGACAGCUGCAGAGAAUGAGUUUGUGCUGCUGAAGAAGGAUGUGGAUGCAGCUUAUGCCAACAAGGUGGAACUGCAGGCCAAGGUGGACACCAUGGACCAGGACAUCAAAUUCUUCAAGUGUCUGUUCGAGGCUGAGAUGGCUCAGAUCCAGUCCCACAUCAGCGACAUGUCCGUCAUCCUGUCCAUGGACAACAAUAGGAACCUGGACCUGGAUAGCAUCAUUGAUGAAGUUCGCGCCCAGUAUGAGGAGAUUGCCCUGAAGAGCAAGGCCGAAGCUGAGGCCCUGUACCAGACCAAGUUCCAGGAGCUGCAGCUGGCAGCCGGCCGCCAUGGAGAUGACCUCAAAAACACCAAAAAUGAAAUCACCGAGCUGACCCGGUUCAUCCAGAGACUCCGCUCAGAGAUUGAGAAUGCAAAGAAGCAGGCUUCUAACCUGGAGACAGCCAUCGCUGAUGCAGAACAGCGAGGAGACAGUGCUCUCAAGGAUGCCCGGGCCAAGCUGGAUGAGCUGGAAGGUGCCCUGCACCAGGCCAAGGAGGAGUUGGCCAGGAUGCUGCGUGAAUACCAGGAGCUCAUGAGCCUAAAGCUGGCCCUGGACAUGGAGAUCGCCACCUACCGCAAACUGCUGGAGAGCGAGGAAUGCAGGAUGUCUGGAGAAUAUGCUUCCCCUGUCAGCAUCUCUAUUAUCAGCAGCACCAGUGGCAGUGGAGGCUACGGCUUCCGGCCUAGCACAGUCAGCGGUGGCUAUGUGGCCAAUAGUACUAGCUGCAUCUCUGGAGUGUGCAGUGUCCGUGGUGGGGAGAGCAGGAACAGAGGAAGUGCCAGCGACUACAAGGAUACCCUAACAAAGAGCUCCAGUCUGAGCACCCCCUCCAAGAAAGGUGGCCGGUGAGAGGGUUUCCUGUGUCCUCGAUCCCUCAGCACCCUCUGUGCCCUAGCCUGUCGUCCCCCUUUCUACUCCCAUGUACCUCUCCUGGGCCCCUGGAUGUGUCCUCAGCCAACCUCAUUCUCCCUCCAAGUGUUCUGAGCCUGGGUAGCUCUGGGCUACCAUGUGGUGCGCUUCUGAUAGACACCAGGGGUUUCUCAGCUUCAGCUCAGGUCCAGCCUGUCCCUCCACCAGCCUUUGCUUCUGUCCUCACCGUAAAACCAGGCUUCUUGGGUCUCCACCUGGGCUUGCUCAUCUGCUGUGCUUUUGUCUCAGCUCCUGUCAUAGACAGGAGCUAGCUGUACCCAAGAAGAAGACUGACAGAAAACCAACUCAGAGUGGCCACCCCACCCCACUCCAGCACAGUCUCAUUUUGAGUUGGGGCCACUCAGAGUAAAGGAACUCUGUCUUCACUUUCUUGUACCCAGAACCAGAGAAAAGGGGACAGCCUUGGCUACUCUUGUGUUCUUUAACCCUCCCUGUUGCAUUCUCAAUAAACAGCACAAUCUGA